Messenger RNA from Erpetoichthys calabaricus (reedfish), 3705 nucleotides. RefSeq names its product melatonin receptor type 1C-like. Gene Ontology annotation, molecular function: melatonin receptor activity. The record is from RefSeq and is a predicted model, not a curated record. Lineage: Eukaryota; Metazoa; Chordata; Cladistia; Polypteriformes; Polypteridae. Gene Ontology annotation, cellular component: membrane. Bases 212 to 1276 code for a protein of 354 amino acids. Gene Ontology annotation, biological process: G protein-coupled receptor signaling pathway. The transcript is spliced from 2 exons.
CUCUUCACUUCUCAAUGCCUAUCUGGAACGUCAGUUAGUUCUGAGGAUAUUUGAUCCUUUGGUGGUUUACUGGACAACUUUCCUGGCUCGUCCCAAGCGAUGGUGGAAAUGUUUGCGCCCCACGCUCCUCCAGGGCCAUCCCGGAAUGCUGCCCCCUAUACUUGGCACCCCUGAAACUUUUACUCACCUUGGAUGGUGGUCAUGACUGGAGAUGUCAGAGGAGGGUAACGUGAGCUGUCCGGAUUGCUGGUCUCACGGCCCGAAUCAGACGAGCCUGGCAGUGUUACGCACUUCGGCGGGGGUCACCACGGCGCUGGCCAGCGUGCUGAUCUUUACCAUCAUAGUGGACAUCCUCGGAAACGCCUUGGUCAUCUUAUCGGUGUGCAGGAAUAAGAAAUUAAGAAACGCUGGUAACAUCUUUGUAGUCAGCCUGUCUGUAGCUGACUUGGUCGUUGCAGUUUAUCCUUACCCCUUGGUGCUUAUGGCCAUUUUCCACAGUGGAUGGACUAUGGGAGAUGUGCACUGUCAAGUCAGUGGCUUUAUUAUGGGACUCAGUGUUAUUGGCUCCAUCUUUAACAUCACAGCCAUCGCCAUCAAUCGAUACUGUUACAUUUGCCACAGCCUCAAGUAUGAUCGCCUGUACAGCCUGAAGAACACCUGCUUCUAUCUCUUGCUGACAUGGGUCCUUACAGUUAUCGCCAUUGUGCCAAACUUCUUUGUUGGGUCACUGCAAUAUGACCCCCGUGUGUUUUCCUGCACGUUUGCUCAGACUGUCAGCACUUAUUAUACGAUUACGGUAGUGGUUGUCCAUUUCAUUGUGCCACUGCUUAUAGUGUCCUUCUGCUAUCUGAAAAUUUGGGUCUUGGUGAUCCAGGUCAAGCACAGGGUUAAGCCGGACAGCAAACAAAAACUGAAGCCCAGUGACUUGAGGAACUUCCUGACGAUGUUUGUGGUCUUUGUCUUGUUUGCUGUCUGUUGGGCACCCCUCAACUUUAUCGGCCUGGCUGUUGCAAUCAAUCCUUUAAUUAUUGCACCAAAAAUCCCGGAGUGGCUUUUCAUUACAAGUUACUUCAUGGCUUACUUUAAUAGUUGCCUCAAUGCAGUUAUUUAUGGGCUGCUAAACCAAAACUUCCGUAAGGAGUACAAGAGGAUCCUGUUGGAACUCUGCACACCUAGGAUGCUGUUUGUGGAUACUUCUAAGUGUGGGACAGAGGGAAUCAAGAGCAAACCAUCACCCGCAAUAACGAACAACAAUCAGGCAGAGGUGGACUUAUAGAACAUUUGAGUUUUUUUACUUUUGUUUUCUAUCAUAACUGUCUUAAAGAGAAAUGGUUCUUUAUAAGCCACAGUGUAUUAUACCUGCUCUGCUAAUAAUGACUCUUUUAUUAUAGCUAAUUUUGUUAUAAUUAUUGUGUGUAUCCUGUGCCUAUAUUGUUUAAUGCAAGAAAUCUUUUCCUUCCAGAUUUCGGUUGACUGUGAAAUGAAGAAUGAAUUCACAAAAACAAAUGGCAAACACAAAAAACAGCGAAUUCAAUCAUUUAAAAGAUUAUUUUGCAGGUUAACUCCUUAGCAGCCACUUUUCUUAAGCAAAAGCUACACAGUGUACAAGAUAAUAAUUAUCUUCUUUUUUGGUUAAUUUGCUUUCCUGCAUCCUAAUUACAUUUAAUGAGGUCUCUAACUCUGGAAAACUUUAUAAAGUGGUGCUCUGAUGAGCUCUGUAUUUUAUUUUGCUAAACUGUCUCCAUUUUGCACAGUCCUCAGAGACUCCAGCUGCUGCCUGCCUUCUCAGCCCUAAGAUCCUGACUUCAAUUCUGGGCUGUUUCACUUUUUAGAGUUCUCCUUGUGUGUGCUAAUAGGUUUUAUCAGGAGGCUCUGUGUCUCAGGAUGUGUUAGCUUGACAACUGAAAAUGUGGUAUUGUGGGAUCCAAUCAGUAAUUUUCAAAAAUACUUAUUGGGAUGAAAUAUUUUAGGUAUAUAGAAGGAAAUAUCAGAGAUUACAGUCCACGCAGAGCUUCUUGAAAAAGUAUUCACCUCCUAUGAUUUUUCAUAUUUAGCUUUUUUACAAUUUUGAUUUUGAAAUAUACUGAACUAGCAUUUUUCCACCUAGUGAUCUGCAAGACUUUGCACACCAUAACAUAUCACAUGAAUAAUGUAUUUAAACUUUACACAGUUUUUACAAAAUGUAAAACUGAAAUCAUCAGGGACUAAAUGGGGGUGUAGUGGACAUUAAAGGUUUAAAUCCUGAACCUGUGUGGAGUUUGCACAUUGUUCCUGUGUUGCGGGUGCUUUCCUUCACAUGUUUCUUAUUUCCUUAUACAUUACCCCAAAACAUGCAAGUUACAUUAAUUGGUGCUUCCAAAUUGGCCCAUGUAGGGAUGUGCAUGAGUGGGAUUUUCAAUGGACUUUCCAGGACAGUUUCCUGUCUUGCACCCAGUGCUUCUGAGACAGGCUCUGCCCUUCUUUUGGCACUGAUUUGGUCUAAGCAAGUCUGAGGAUGAGAUUAAAUUACACUCUGUAACAAAAUGUAACUUUCUUUUGUCACAUGAAUCAAUGUAGGUGAAUCUUAUAAUAUUUCUCAUGCUGAAUUCAAAUAUCUAAUUAGGCUUUCUCUAUCAUGCAAGAAUUUUAAGAGACACAUCUCUCUAUUAUAAAAAAAAAAUCUUGCGACGAUACGAGACUUUUUCCUGCGAUGAGACGUGAUCUUUUUAAGAGAGACAGAGAGACACUUACACUUCCCACGAGACGGACAAGUCACGUCAUACUUACAACUUUUGGAAGCAAGUCCCGUGAUACACAUGCAGAGCAGGUUAGAGAUAAUGGAAGUAGGAGCAUUCGAAAGUCUCAAAAAAUGAAAGUAAAGAUUGCAUUAGCACAAACAAACUGAAAAUAUUACUUGGUGAAAUAACGGAACAGCAAAAAGAUAUUGAAUAUUCAGGUGCUGCACAAGCUUUUAAACCAGGGGUAGGCAAUGUCAGUCCUGGUGAGCUGCAGUAUGUGCAGGUUUUUGUUCCAACCCAGUUCCUUAACGAGAACUCAAUUAUUGCUGAUGAAGCACAUAUUGCUUAAGUGACAUUUUGAUGCUUCAUUUUAGUGGUCUCGCUUGUUAAGGUUCUCCAACCUUAAUUGCUUAUUUCAAUUUUAAACUGCUGCAUUCAGUGUUUUAAUUGCUCCUUAUUAGCAAUAAGAUGUAAAAGACAAAGCAGCCAGCAGUUCUCCAGCUAGCUUUUUUCCAAUUACAUCUGUGUGUGUUCAUCAUGCACUGUUUGAUUUAAUAAAACACUUAAUAGAAAAAUGUGACAGACUGAAAAUGAUCUGUUUUAGGCUUCAAAUCAUUUGGAUGAUAUCCUUGGAAAGGAAAAAAAUCUACGAUAUAAGAGCCUUACAUUGCACAGACUAACAAGCCAUAAAAUUAAAUAAGGUCUGAGACUGGCAAUGAUUGGUUUCUAAUUAAGCAAUUGGGUUGGAAUGAAAACCUGUAGCCACUGCGGCUCACCAGGACCGACAUUGCCUACCCCUGUUUUAAACGUUCAAAGUGCCGCAUGAAAUGCAGAUCACGCGGCAAGGCAGCAGCAGCAAGCCAGCAGCUGAUCGAGCAAAGAGGAGGUAAAAAAAACUGUAUUUGUUUCCCAUUGUAACACCAUGUAAGAGGGGUUUUGGAGGAGCGGCUGUGUCUCCUUGGGGUGCGUUCAGCCCCCCUCUUCAUAA